Carcharodon carcharias (great white shark) is the source of this 1047-nucleotide messenger RNA. Its product is annotated as probable G-protein coupled receptor 21. The coding region runs from base 1 to 1047 and encodes 348 amino acids. NCBI's taxonomy places the organism in Eukaryota, Metazoa, Chordata, Chondrichthyes, Lamniformes, Lamnidae. Gene Ontology annotation, biological process: G protein-coupled receptor signaling pathway. The record is from RefSeq and is a predicted model, not a curated record. The transcript has 2 exons. Gene Ontology annotation, molecular function: G protein-coupled receptor activity. Gene Ontology annotation, cellular component: membrane.
AUGAACUCUUCCUGGGAAGGAAACAAUACUAACCGACCAUUCUGUCUUUUGGGAUUCAGUUACUACGAAACAGUUAACAUUUGUCUCCUGGAAGUAAUCAUCAUUGUUUUUCUCACUGUGUUAAUCAUUUCAGGUAACCUUAUUGUUAUAUUGGUAUUUCAUUGUGCACCUCUUUUGAAUCAUCAUACUACAAGUUAUUUCAUUCAGACCAUGGCGUAUGCUGAUCUUUUUGUUGGAAUCAGUUGCUUGGUUCCUUCUUUGUCCCUUCUACACUAUCCGACAGGUUCCCACGAAUCUUUAACGUGCAAAUUUUUUGGAUAUAUUGUGUCCGUCUUGAAAAGCAUCUCGAUGACCUCUCUGGCCUGCAUCAGCGUUGAUCGAUACAUUGCAAUUACCAAACCACUAUCUUACAGUCAGCUGGUCACACCAUGGAGGUUGCGUGUUUGCAUUAUAAUAAUCUGGCUGUACUCCUGCAUUGUAUUCCUCCCUUCUUUUUUUGGCUGGGGGAAGCCGGGCUAUCAUGGAGACAUUUUUGAAUGGUGUGCUAAUUCCUGGGAAACGAACGUUUACUUUGCAGGAUUUAUCGUGGUUUUACUGUAUGCUCCUGCUGCUUUUGUAGUCUGUUUUACCUAUUUCAACAUAUUCAGAAUAUGCCAACACCACACUAAGGAAAUCAGUGAAAGACGUGCUCGGUUUAAUACACAAGAAGAGGCAUCAACAGAAAAUCCACCUAGUUCUGAGAAACAUUAUGCUAUGGUUUUGUUUCGAAUCACCAGUGUGUUUUACGUCCUUUGGCUUCCGUACAUCAUUUAUUUCCUCCUUGAAAGCGCUCACAUUUAUGAUAGUCCAGAAAUAUCUUUUCUGACCACCUGGCUUGCCAUUAGCAAUAGCUUCUGUAACUGUGUUAUUUACAGCCUCUCCAACAGCGCCUUUCGUAAGGGCCUCAAACGCCUCUCAGGUGCUGUCUGUGCUUCGUGUAUCUGUACAAAGGAACUAAAAUGUAUGGCGAGCCAUACCUUUUCAGUCUCCCAUUUGAUAAUUCCAUGA